Molecule: messenger RNA, 426 nt
Organism: Ascochyta rabiei
Lineage: Eukaryota; Fungi; Ascomycota; Dothideomycetes; Pleosporales; Didymellaceae
Product: RNA polymerase II mediator complex subunit
Exons: 3
Coding region: 1-426 (141 amino acids)
Biological process (GO): regulation of transcription by RNA polymerase II
Cellular component (GO): mediator complex
Molecular function (GO): transcription coregulator activity
Source: RefSeq, a predicted model, not a curated record
AUGAAUGAAGCAGGUCCUGAUGCUAUUGUGGCCGUCGAGAGGCAGCUAAAAGAUAUUGUGCAGACACUUUACAACCUAAUAGUUCAGGCUUACGAUCAUCAUGGAAGCAAGACUCAAGACGCCAUGAAGCGUGAGAUCCAGUCGCUUAUUCAGAACCUUGUGAAGCUGUCACAGACGGCACCCUCAGUACACAUCGACGUUCCUCCAGAGGUCACAAACUAUGUGGAGAGUUCUCGAAACCCUGAUAUCUACACUCGAGAGUUCGUCGAGCUGGUCCAACGUACCAACCAGAUGCUGAAGGGUCGUGAAGAGGCGUACCGUUUUCUGCAAGAACAGGUCGCGUGGCAGCUCUCGAACGCGGUACCAGAGCUGAGGAACGAUGUUAUCAAGGUCGUCGAAGCCACUGGUGGCAAGGUUCCCACUUGA